CUGUCGCCCAAAAAUUCCAUUUCCAUAUCCACCCCCUCAAACACACACACAUACACACGCACACACACACACUCUCUCUCUCUGUGUCUGUGUCUAUAUAUAAUAAGUCCCUCACCACCCUCUUCACCUCCUCGACUCUCUCGUAUAUUUUCCUUUCUUUAUUCGCACCGCCAAAAGAGCUUCCAUUUUUCUCUUUUUUCUUUUUUUUUUUUUUUUUUUUGUUUCUCUGUGGUUGUGGUUUUGUUGUGAAGGUUAGAAGAGGCAUGGGGGCGGCACUUCUCCCAGAUCUCGGGACGGAGAUACUGAUCCCGAUUUGUGCGGUGAUUGGAAUCGGAUUCUCUCUGGUUCAGUGGUUCUUGGUCUCCAAGGUUAAGGUUUCUCCUGCCAGAGAUUCCCACAACAACAACAACAACAACAACAACAAGAAUGGAUAUGCCGACUACCUCAUCGAGGAAGAAGAAGGCCUUAACGACCACAACGUCGUCCUCAAGUGCGCCGAAAUCCAGAACGCCAUUUCUGAAGGAGCCACUUCCUUUCUUUUUACUGAAUACCAGUAUGUUGGUGUUUUCAUGGUUGCUUUUGCAAUCUUGAUUUUUGUUUUCCUUGGCUCUGUGGAGGGUUUCAGCACAAGCAGCCAGCCAUGCUCUUUUGACCCAUCGAAGCUUUGCAAGCCAGCUCUUGCCACUGCAGUCUUCAGCACCAUAUCCUUUUUGCUUGGUGCUAUUACUUCAGUGGUUUCUGGCUUUCUUGGAAUGAAAAUUGCUACCUAUGCAAAUGCCAGAACCACCUUGGAGGCAAGAAAAGGUGUUGGGAAGGCAUUUAUCACUGCAUUUAGAUCUGGUGCCGUAAUGGGUUUUCUUCUUGCUGCAAAUGGUCUAUUGGUUCUUUACAUUACAAUUAAUCUCUUCAAGAUAUACUAUGGUGAAGACUGGGGUGGCCUUUUCGAAUCUAUAACUGGGUAUGGACUUGGUGGAUCUUCCAUGGCUCUCUUUGGAAGAGUUGGUGGUGGUAUCUAUACUAAGGCUGCUGAUGUUGGUGCUGAUCUUGUUGGCAAGGUUGAAAGGAACAUCCCUGAGGAUGACCCAAGGAACCCAGCUGUGAUUGCUGAUAAUGUUGGUGACAAUGUGGGUGAUAUCGCUGGCAUGGGCUCUGAUCUUUUUGGCUCUUAUGCUGAGUCAUCCUGUGCUGCUCUUGUUGUCGCUUCUAUCUCUUCCUUUGGGAUCAACCACGAGUUGACUGCAAUGUUAUAUCCUCUCACAAUCAGUUCUGUUGGUAUUCUUGUUUGCUUGAUCACUACGUUAUUCGCAACUGAUGUCUUUGAGAUAAAGGCUGUGAAGGAAAUUGAACCAGCAUUAAAGAAACAACUUAUCAUUUCCACUGUUCUGAUGACUUUUGGAAUUGCAAUUGUUUCUUGGAUUGCACUUCCAUCUUCCUUCACCAUUUUCAAUUUUGGAACACAGAAGGUUGUAAAGAACUGGCAGCUGUUCUUAUGUGUUGCUGUUGGUCUGUGGGCUGGGCUUAUCAUUGGUUUUGUAACAGAGUAUUACACAAGCAAUGCGUACAGCCCUGUGCAAGAUGUUGCUGAUUCCUGCCGGACUGGAGCUGCCACCAAUGUCAUUUUUGGUCUUGCAUUGGGAUACAAAUCUGUUAUUAUUCCUAUUUUUGCCAUUGCAGUUAGCAUAUUUGUUAGUUUUAGCUUUGCUGCUAUGUAUGGUAUUGCUGUUGCUGCACUUGGAAUGCUAAGUACCAUAGCUACUGGAUUGGCCAUUGAUGCAUAUGGUCCAAUCAGUGACAAUGCUGGAGGUAUUGCUGAGAUGGCAGGCAUGAGCCACAGAAUCCGUGAGAGGACUGAUGCCCUUGAUGCUGCAGGAAACACCACUGCUGCCAUUGGCAAGGGUUUUGCUAUUGGUUCUGCUGCUCUGGUGUCCCUAGCCCUUUUUGGUGCCUUUGUGAGCCGUGCAUCAAUCUCAACGGUUGAUGUCUUGACUCCAAAAGUGUUCAUUGGUUUGAUUGUGGGUGCUAUGCUUCCUUAUUGGUUCUCUGCCAUGACAAUGAAGAGUGUGGGAAGUGCAGCUUUAAAGAUGGUUGAGGAAGUGCGCAGACAGUUCAACACCAUCCCAGGUCUCAUGGAGGGUACUACCAAGCCUGACUAUGCAACAUGUGUUAAGAUCUCAACUGAUGCUUCCAUCAAGGAGAUGAUCCCACCUGGUGCCCUUGUCAUGCUGACACCCCUCAUCGUUGGUAUCUUUUUUGGUGUGGAGACUCUUUCUGGUGUCCUCGCUGGGUCUCUCGUCUCUGGUGUGCAGAUUGCUAUCUCUGCAUCCAACACCGGUGGUGCAUGGGAUAACGCCAAGAAAUAUAUUGAGGCUGGAGCCUCAGAGCAUGCAAGAACCCUUGGUCCAAAAGGAUCAGAUCCACAUAAAGCAGCUGUUAUCGGUGACACCAUUGGUGACCCACUGAAAGACACAUCUGGGCCAUCACUCAACAUCCUCAUUAAGCUAAUGGCCGUCGAGUCGCUUGUUUUCGCUCCUUUCUUUGCUACCCAUGGUGGCCUGCUUUUCAAGAUCUUCGAUUUUUCCGACCAACCAGGUUUUCUUUUUCUCUGUGCCUCGACUAUGCCACUCUCCGUCUCCCUCUCUCCUCUCCACCCAUUACCUCCGAAUCCCUCUCUCUCUCCUCUCUCUCUCCCUCUUACUCCACCACCCCAACCUCUUUCUCUGACUUCCAAUACCCAAACUUUCUCCCUCCGUUAUCGUCCCCUCAAAAUCCAAUCCCUCGACGCUGCUCAACCCUACGACUACGAGUCCAAAAUAGCAGCCGAUUUCCACACCUCAAAUAAGCUCAAGAUUGCCAUUCUUGGCUUCGGCAACUACGGUCAAUUCCUAGCUCGGACCCUCGUUCGUCAAGGCCAUACAGUACUUGCCCAUUCCCGAUCCGAUCACUCCCAUGUCGCUCGCCAACUGGGCGUCUCUUUCUUUGCCGACCCAAAUGACCUCUGCGAAGAACAUCCAGAAGUCAUUUUGCUCUGCAGUUCCAUUCUUUCUACCGAGCUGGUCCUCAAGUCUCUGCCACUGCAGAGAUUGAAGCGCAAUACGUUGAUUGUGGAUGUUCUGUCAGUUAAAGAGUUUCCCAAGAAUUUGUUGCUUAAUCUGUUGCCUAAUGAUUUCGAUCUCAUUUGUACACAUCCGAUGUUUGGACCCCAAAGUGCUCGAAAUGGGUGGAAUGGGCUCUACUUUGUGUACGAGAAGGUUCGAGUUGGGACCGAGGAAUCGAGGAUCUCAAGGUGCGAGAAGUUCCUCAACAUUUUUGCUAAAGAAGGGUGCAAAAUGGUGGAGAUGAGUUGUUCUGAUCAUGACAAAUAUGCCGCAGAAUCACAGUUUAUUACUCACACCAUUGGGAGGGUGUUGAAUGAGUUGAAGUUGGAGUCGACUCCGAUUAAUACAAAAGGUUAUGAGGCUUUGUUGGACUUGGUGGAGAACACUGCUGGUGACAGCUUUGAUUUGUAUUAUGGGUUGUUUAUGUACAUUAACAAAGCUUUGGAGAUGUUGGAGAGGUUGGAUUUGGCUUUCGAGGCUUUGAAGAAACAGCUUGUUGGGCGUUUGCAUGGUGCUGUGAGGAAGCAAUUGUUUGGGAAUGCAGAGGGGGCACGGAUUAAGCUUGAGAGUUACUUGGCGGCACAGCAUGGUUCGAAUGGGGCUGCUGCUUCGGCCUCUUCCUCCAAGGGAAUGAGGUUUCAGAAUGUCGACCCAUCCAUUUACAAGAGAGCACAAAUCGUCAAACACUUGGAUGAUGAUUCAAAGCUCAAGAUUGCAAUAAUUGGAUUUGGCAACUUUGGACAGUUCCUUGCUAAAACCAUUGUCCGCCAAGGCCACACAGUUUUAGCUUAUUCUCGAACAGACUACUCUGAUGUGGCUCAGAAACUAGGCGUGCAGUACUUUUCCGAUGCAGAUGAUCUUUGCGAAGAGCAUCCAGAAGUAGUGCUUCUUUGUACUUCCAUUCUUUCUACUGAGAAAGUUCUCAGGUCACUGCCGGUUCAGAGAUUGAAGAGAAAUACUCUGUUUGUUGAUGUACUUUCUGUGAAAGAAGUUCCCAGGAAUUUGUUUCUUCAGAAUCUACCCCCAUAUUUUGAUAUUCUCUGCACGCAUCCGAUGUUUGGACCAGAGAGUGGUAAAAAUGGGUGGAAUUCUCUACCUUUUGUUUAUGACAAGGUUAGGAUUGGAAGUGAUGAAUCAAGAGUAUUGCGAUGUGACAGGUUUCUUGAUAUUUUUGCACAAGAAGGGUGUGAAAUGGUGGAGAUGUCAUGUUCGGAACAUGAUAGGCAUGCAGCGGGAUCACAGUUUAUUACACAUACAAUGGGAAGAGUUUUGGAAAUAUUGGGAUUGGAGUCGACACCAAUCAACACAAAAGGUUAUGAGACUUUAUUGAAGUUGGUGGACAACACAGCAGGGGAUAGCUUUGAGCUUUAUUAUGGCUUAUUCAUGUAUAAUGUAAAUGCAAUGGAACAACUGAAGAGGCUGGACAGGGCUUUUGAAUCAUUAAAGCAGCAGCUUUUUGCACGUUUGCACGGUUUUCAUAGGAAGCAACUGUUUGAGAAUGCUGAUGAAUCUCAAGAUUUGCAAGAAAUACUCUUGUUGCCGAAACUCUCUGAAAAUGGUACUCUGCCAGCAUCUUCUUCACAUGCUCUUAACAACCAAAAUGAUUGAUUCAGUCUUCCAAAAUUUUGGGUUCAAAGGUUAAAGAUAUUGUGGUAACUUAAUCAAAAUCCAAUUAGACUGAUUCCUCAGACUAAAUGACAGUUGGUGUUAUGUACCCGUUCCACACAAAAUGUAGCUGCUUGUUCUCCUUACCAUUGAAUCUAGAGUAACCAUGCUCCAUACUUGCAAAAAGCAAGAUACAGAAAGUUUUUAAGGUGUCUUAUUGUGUAUUUUUCUUUUAGCUUUUGCGGUAAUGCUGUACAUGGAAGAGUGAUUCAAUUUGAGUUGGAUGCAGUACUAGAAGAGGUUCCAAAUUUGGUUGCGGCCUCAUAAUACGUGACAGGGGGAUGAGCGGAGAUAGACACCUUAGUAAUUUAAUGGAAGAACCAUCAAAAUGUUUUGUUCGUUAGAGUAAUAAACUCAGGAGUUAUAUUUUACCUUCCUUGUUAACAUUGGCACUAAUGAAAGAAUUUUAUGCUGUUUUCCUA
Messenger RNA from Ziziphus jujuba (common jujube), 5182 nucleotides. RefSeq names its product pyrophosphate-energized vacuolar membrane proton pump. The record is from RefSeq and is a predicted model, not a curated record. Gene Ontology annotation, biological process: proton transmembrane transport; L-tyrosine biosynthetic process. Gene Ontology annotation, cellular component: membrane. Bases 264 to 4703 code for a protein of 1479 amino acids. Lineage: Eukaryota; Viridiplantae; Streptophyta; Magnoliopsida; Rosales; Rhamnaceae. The transcript is spliced from 11 exons. Gene Ontology annotation, molecular function: prephenate dehydrogenase (NADP+) activity; NAD+ binding; prephenate dehydrogenase (NAD+) activity.